AUGUCUGCCAUAAACUCACCGAUCACCUCGACUGACUCACGGGCUGACACCCUGCAGCCGGAGUCAACCGUGCCGUCUUCGCCUAUGACCGAUCUCACUCUUCAAGACACCAGACUUCCUUUGGAAGAGACGAACGGCGAAGAUGAAGAGAAUAAAAACAACGGCGGGAAUGAGCCGUCAGAGUCUGUUGAUGAUAUCGAAGGAAUGGAUACAAAGUCAAAGGCCCUGAUGCAUUUGUUGAAGACCAGCUCGGUGUUUGUCGCUAUUAUGUCCGAGAAAAUGCAGAAGCAGCAGGAAGAGGCUCGUCAGCAAGCAGCCAAAAAGAAUCAGCUUCCCGCAGAAUCAAAGGCCAAGCCUAAUGCCGCAGCCGCUACUCGUCGCCAGACUCGAACUCAGGCCGCACAAGACUCCACUGCCGAGGAUAAGUCUACUGGCAAUGAGUCUACAACCAGCAGGAGGAGAGGCCGACCGAGGAAGAGUGCUGGGAAGGGCAACACCAUCUCGAGCUACUUUCAGAGGGCCGACGUCGACGUGACCGAAGACAAACCCACUGUGCAAGAGGCUUUGGAACAGGCCGCGGACGAGUUCGAGGCAAACCCGACCGUCCUCGGCGAACAAGAGCUUGUGGCAACUCAGCAGCCGACAUUGGUGACAGGCGGUCGUAUGCGAAAGUACCAGCUGGAGGGUCUUGAGUGGCUCAAAACACUUUGGAUGAAUGGCCUGUGUGGUAUUCUUGCCGAUGAGAUGGGUCUUGGCAAAACGAUCCAGUCCAUUUCGAUGAUUGCUUUCUUGAAAGAAAAUAACGUCUCGGGGCCAUUCCUGAUUGCGGCACCCCUCAGCACUCUGAGCAACUGGGUCAACGAGUUCAAGAGAUGGACUCCAGAUAUUAAUGCGGUUCUGUAUCACGGAUCCAAAGACGAGCGCGCAGCGAUCCGCAACAAACAUUUGAAACUACGUGACCAGAUGAAGAUGGAUUUCCCCAUCGUUUGUACAUCUUAUGACAUCUGUAUCAAUGACCGAAAGUUUUUGGCUCAGUAUCAGUGGCGAUACAUCAUUGUGGACGAAGGACACCGCCUCAAGAAUAUGAAUUGCCGUCUGAUUAAAGAAUUGAUGUCCUACAACUCGGCCAACCGACUCUUGAUCACCGGCACUCCGCUCCAGAACAAUAUUUCUGAGUUGUGGUCAUUGCUGCAUUUCCUCCUUCCGGAUGUCUUCAACGAUUUAAACAGUUUUGAGAAUUGGUUCGAUUUUUCCUCUGUUCUCGACGACAAUGGACAGGCCGAGCUCAUUGAACGACGGAAGCGAAACUUGGUCUCUACAAUGCACUCAAUUCUCAAGCCCUUCCUUCUUCGCCGCGUGAAGACAGAUGUGGAGGACUCUCUGCCAAAGAAGCGAGAAUACAUUCUGUAUGCUCCGAUGACCCCGGAGCAGAAGGAGCUUUAUCGAGAGAUCAUCAGUGGAACCGGCCGUCAGUAUCUCGAAGGAAAGGCGUUGGAGCGUCUGACGGCCAAGAGUCAAAGUGCCUCACGCUCCUCGAGUCGGAAACGUCGCCGCGAAAGUGACGAGCCGGAUUCUUCCAAUAAGAGUCACAAGUCGAGUGAGACUUCUACUCCGACCAGAGAGACCAGUGCUCGUAGUAGCCCGGCCCGCCGGCGCCGAGGUGUGAAAACUUACAAGGAGGCCUCCGAUCACGAGUUUGACGCCAAGCUGCGGAGACUUGAGCGCGGAAUUGAAGAUCAGGAGGAGACAACCGAGCCUAGCGAAAAUGAGCUCGAGGAAAUUGAGCGUGCCAAGAACCUAAAGCUUGCCAAGAAGGAAAUCAGCCAGAAGAAGAUGCAAAACCCGGUCAUGCAAGCCCGUCUAGCGUGCAACUCUCCCCACAACUUCUACUGGCCAUGGACAGACGUAUCAUCUGCCGUGGAUGAGUCUCUUGUAUCAGCAUCUGGCAAAAUGCUUCUUCUCGACCGACUGAUACCCUGCCUCCUCAAAAAGGGACACAAGAUCCUCAUCUUCUCCCAGUUUAAAACCCAGCUCGACAUCCUCGAAGAAUGGGCCACCGGUUUGCGUGGUUGGAACUGCUGUCGCAUUGACGGAGCCAUCGCCCAAGCUGAUCGCCAGGAGCAGAUCGAAGCCUUCAACAAGGACAAGCAGCACAAGAUUUUCCUCCUCAGUACUCGUGCCGGUGGCCAGGGAAUCAACCUCACCGCGGCAGAUACCGUUAUUCUGUUUGAUUCCGAUUGGAACCCGCAGCAGGAUCUGCAGGCCCAAGACCGUGCUCAUCGUAUUGGUCAAACCAAGCCGGUUAUCGUCUACCGAUUGGCUACCAAGGGUACUGUUGAGCAGACUCUCUUGGAAAAAGCAGAUUCCAAGCGCCGUCUCGAGCGUCUGGUUAUCCAGAAAGGAAAGUUCCGUUCCCUACUGGACUCCAGUGCCACCGCUCAAGACAUGGAGGAGCUGCGGAGGGCUCUUGGCGAAGACGAGUUCGAGCGCUUUGAAACCGGUGCCGACCCCGAGUCUAUUUUGUCUGAUCAUGAUCUUGAUAUCUUGACAGAUCGCAGCGAAGAGGCUUAUGUCCGUGCCGAGAAGGGUCUCGAGCAGAGCGGUCCUGCUUUCGUUGCCGUCGAGUCCAAGCGUGAUGGUGGUGAAUCCCUGAUGGCCUGA
Molecule: messenger RNA, 2661 nt
Organism: Penicillium atrosanguineum
Lineage: Eukaryota; Fungi; Ascomycota; Eurotiomycetes; Eurotiales; Aspergillaceae
Product: putative SNF2 family helicase/ATPase PasG
Exons: 4
Coding region: 1-2661 (886 amino acids)
Biological process (GO): pericentric heterochromatin formation; DNA methylation-dependent constitutive heterochromatin formation; negative regulation of gene expression via chromosomal CpG island methylation
Cellular component (GO): pericentric heterochromatin; nucleus
Molecular function (GO): ATP binding; ATP-dependent chromatin remodeler activity; chromatin binding
Source: RefSeq, a predicted model, not a curated record